UUUUUGCUUUCGUUUCGAGGAAAUAAAUCCGUAAAAUAUAGUAACAGGCAUCUGCUUUGAAGCAAUGUCGCAGUUCAGUGGGACGAAAAAUCCACCAUGGGCGAGGCCACAAGCAGUUACAGACUUCACAACUGUAACUCCAUCACCAUCCAUAAACAACAUGCCUCAGUCUCAAGUUGCUGCCCCACUGAUGCAGCAGCAGCAGGUCCAGCCCCUUUAUGGUAUGUCCAGUGCUCCAGGCCAGAAUGUGGUUAAUCCCCAACAGUACACAGCACAGCAGCUCUUAGGUUUACAAGCACAGCAACAAGCAGCAGCUGCACUCCAGCAGCAAGCACAAGUCAUUCCACAGCCAGGUAUUGCCAUUCCAACCACUCUAGCCACCACCCAGGUAGCCACCGUCAGUUACCCCGCCCCCAGAGCCGCUGCCGUCCCAGCCAAUCAGCCAAAACAACGAGUAUUUACAGGCACCAUCACCAAACUACAUGAUAAUUUUGGAUUUGUGGAUGAGGAUGUUUUCUUUCAGACAAGUUGUGUGAAAGGGUCAGCACCAAAGGUGAAUGACAGAGUCUUAGUUGAAGCUAGUUUUAAUGCAAAUAUGCCGUUCAAGUGGAAUGCAACCAGAAUUCAGGUUCUACCAAAUCAAGUAGGACCCCAAGGUAAUCAUCAAAAUCUCAAUAAACCUGUGUUUGGUGUGCAGCAGGGAAAUCAGAUGGGCGGCUUCACUGGACAGCCAGCACCUCAACCACUGAUGCAACAAGGGUUCAACGAGGCCUUAAUCCCAAGGAAUACAGGCAAUGUCAGGAGGAAUGAAAGGUUUGAAAGAGAGAGAGAAAGAAAAAGAGAUAGAGAAAGAAGGGAAAGAAAUGAUAGACCUCCUCCACCAAGGAAGCGAUCAAGAUCUAAGUCGCCAUCGUCAAAAAGAUCUGAGAGUACCAGUCAUCAAAGGAGCCCAGCAAGACGGCGACCGAGAAUUGUACCUAGAUAUGUUGUCCAAGUGCCAAAACUUUCAUUUGAUAUGAAAGAAGCCAAUGUUAUUUCUUUGAAAUCAAGAUACACUAACCUGUACAUACCUAGUGACUUCUUCAAUGCCAGCUUUGAGUGGACAGAAGCUUUUCCUUGCUACAGGCCCUUUCAGAUAGGAAAUCACUGUGGCUUCCAUAUCAUGCACAAGGAUGUGGAACCACUUAAUACUAAUGACUCAGUGCUGGACCCACCUGAUGCAGAUCACCUUUUCAGUGCUAAGGUGAUGCUGAUGUCCUGCCCUAGUCUAGAAGAUUUGUAUCACAAGUCCUGCGCCUUGGCGGAUGAUCCCCCAGAAGUACAGGAGGGAUUUGUCCACCCCACCAGGCUCAUUCACUUCCUGGUGGGGCUCAAAGGAAAGAAUGAAACCAUGGCAAUAGGGGGACCUUGGUCACCUUCCAUGGAUGGCCCAAACCCCAGAGAGGACCCCCAAGUUCUGAUUCGGACAGCCAUCCGAACUACCAAGGCUCUGACCGGCAUUGAUCUUAACAGCUGCACUCAGUGGUACCAGUUCGCUGAGGUGCGGUACCUACGUCAAGAGGAGAUGCACAAGGGCAAAUUGGUUCCAGCUCGAGUAGAAACCACCGUCAUAUUUUUACCUGAUGUGUGGAGCUGUAAUCCAACCCGCCUCGAGUGGGCAACUUUGCAGGCCGCUUAUAAAAAGCAACUCCAGAAAAAAGUAGCAUCUGUGACCAAGGGAGAAGGGAAAGAGGCAAAUUCACAGGAGGAGGAGGAAACUGAAGGAGAAAUUAACGAGGAGAAUAAGGAGCCAACUCAUUACUCUGAGCUUGACCCCAAAACUAUGAAGAUAGUAGAUCUUAGAAGAGAACUGGAAAGUAGGUCAGUGAGUUCAAAAGGUCUGAAGUCACAGCUGAUUGCCCGCCUCACUAAAGCUUUGAAGUCUGAACAGGAGAAAGAGGAGGAACAGGAGGCCAUGGAAGGGCAACAGAAUACAGAAGUCAGUGAGGAAGUAAAAAAGAACUUAGAUGCAGCUGAUGAAAAAUCAGAUGAAAAGAAAAAAGAGCAGGAGGAGGAAAAGAAGAAGAGAGAGGAAAGAGACAAGGCAUCAUUGGAGAGGAAGUAUGCCUUGCCAGAUAACCCCAAUAUCAUUGUCCACCCCAGCUCAGUGGCCAAGGGAGGGAAGUUCGACUGCUCCCUCAUGUCUCUCAGUGUUCUACUGGACUACAGACCAGAGGACAACAAGGAGCAUUCAUUUGAGGUGUCACUGUUUGCUGAACUUUUCAAUGAAAUGCUGAUGAGGGACUAUGGUUUUGAGAUUUACAAGGCUUUGAUCAAAGCUCCAGAGAAAAAAGAGGAAGAAAAGAAAGAGAAGAGAUCAGCUGAUGACAAAUCUAGCAAGGAUUCAAGUUCUGCUAAAAAGAAGAAAACAGAUGAAAAAGAAAAACAGGAAUCCAACAAAAAGGAUUCUAAAGAGAGUAAAGAGAAAGAAAAGAAAAAGGAAGAUGACAAGAAAGACCAAGAGAAGAAGGAAGAGGAGGAGGUGGAUGAUGAUGAAGAAGGCAAAAAGGACAAAGAGGAAAAGAAGAAGCGAGAGAAAAAGAAAUACCAGACAAAGGAUGCGGCUCUGUUGUUGGCUUUUACUUACUUUGACCAGAACCACACUGGCUACUUAUUGGAUAAGGAUGUGGAGGAAAUUAUACACACCAUAGGUCUACAACUUUCCAGGGCACAGGUUAAAAAACUUGUUCAGAAAUUGGUGACAAGGGAUGCUCUGAAUUAUCGUAAGCUGACAGAUAAGCCUGUCCCCACCCCUGGGGAAAAGGAGGAGGCCACCCAAGAGGAAAAGGAGCUUAAAGUUUCUGACAUCGUUAAACUGUCAAAAGGUAACAGUGAAUACCUUCCUUGUCAGUCCCCAGUAAAAUCAGAAUCCGUGGAUAUGAAAGUGGAGAAGAAGUCUCCAAAGGCACAGGAAGUAAAAGAGUCCCCGAGUCACAUGAUCACCUACAAGGGAGCCAUGAUAGAUAUAGAGAGCUUAAUGUCUCAGUUAGAGAGGAGUGAGAAGACCAGGGCAGAGAUGGAAAAACAGAUGAUGGAAAUCAACAAAGAGAAAGAGCAAAUGAAGAAGAGCAUUGGUGUCAAGGAUGAGAAAAGUGAGAAGCUGUCCAUGGAGCUGAAGAACCUGAAACAGAAGUUGUUGGUACAGGAGAAGAUCACCAACAACUCCGAGUCCACCAGUAAAAAGUACCUCUCAGCCCUGCUGGAAUCCAGGGAGCAUCUCAACUCCAUGUUGUCUACCGUCACAAACGCUCUGGGGGAGAAAGACGCAGUGGAAGACAUCAAAAAGGAGCCCGAGUCUAAUGGAAAUUCAUGAUGAUGGAGAGGUUUUUAGAGAUAAUCAAAUUGAAAUAAC
Messenger RNA from Saccostrea cuccullata (small rock oyster), 3391 nucleotides. RefSeq names its product cell division cycle and apoptosis regulator protein 1-like. Bases 65 to 3352 code for a protein of 1095 amino acids. Gene Ontology annotation, biological process: regulation of DNA-templated transcription. NCBI's taxonomy places the organism in Eukaryota, Metazoa, Mollusca, Bivalvia, Ostreida, Ostreidae. The record is from RefSeq and is a predicted model, not a curated record. The transcript has 21 exons. Gene Ontology annotation, cellular component: nucleus.